AUGACAGUGUUCCCCAAUCUGAAAGUAUUUUCUCUCCAUUCAAGAUGGGAUACACAUUAUUAUAAUGAAUUAUUCGUGCCACUUCUACAUCGAAUUUUCAAUCUCGAAGAACUUGAUUUAGAUCUUGUAGUUUGGUCUGAGAAAAGAUUUAUCGAUGGCUAUGAUUUGAAAUCGAAUAUUAUCAAUCAUUUAUUACGAUUAAAUAAAUUUCUAUUUAACAUACGUUCAUGUCUAUCUUUAAAUGAACAAAUUUCUUUAUCAUCAAAUAAAGGUUGUCAACUUUCAUUCAAAGAUUUUAAACAUAAUAAAGUUAUUUCAUGUAUUGAUUAUUUCUCAGCUCAACAACAAGGUCAAUGUCAUGUUUAUUCAUAUCCAUACCAAGCAACAUACUAUGAAUCUAUUACAAAUAAUUUUUCAUGUGGAUUAUUUAAAUCUGUUUGUGAAGUUUCAUUAUAUGACGAACGUCCUUUUGAACAUGAAUUCUUUAUGAAAAUUGCCAAAUCUUUUCCAUUUAUGCAAAAAUUAACUUUAUACAAUAACAAAUUUGAUGAACAAUCAAAAGAUGAUAAUCGACAUUUAUCAAUUAUUGAAUAUCCUUAUCUUACUCAUCUUGAUCUAAAUGAUGCUCAUGAUGAAUAUGCCGAGCAAUUUCUAUUGGAUAUCAAAACUUCUUUUCGAACAAUGCUCAAGCUGAGUACACCUUGGCGAACAGCUUACGGUGACAAAUAUACAGUAACAUUAAUACAUGAAGAUAGUGUAGGUCCCGAACUUAUGCAACAUGCUAAAGUUGCUAUUCGAUGUGUACGAGCACCUAUUGAUUUUGAAGAUAUUCCAUUAUCGAGCCAUUCAGUUCCUAGUGUUGUUGAAAGUCUUAAAACUCGUUUUGCAUUUGAAAUUGCAAAACAUGAUAAUCGCAAGAAAGUAACAGCUGUUCAUAAAGCAAAUAUCAUGAAAUUGAGUGAUGGUUUAUUUAUUGAUUGUUGUCGUGAAGUAGCUGCUGAAUAUCCCGAUAUAAAAUUUAACACAAUGAUUGUUAGUAAUACACGUAUGCAGUUAGUUAAUCGACCAACACAAUUUGAUGUUAUGGUUAUGCCAAAUUUGUAUGAAAAUAUUGUAUCGAAUGUAUGGGCUGGUCUUGUUGGUGGAUUAGGUACAGGAAAUACAGGUGUAGAAAUUGCUGGAAAAAAUAUUGCAAAUCAAUCUGGAAUUCUUUUUGCUGCUGCUGCAAAUAUGCUCAAAUAUUUAGGAUUGGAACAACAUUGUUCAACUAUAAAAAAUGCUGUUAUAAAUACAAUUCAAGAACAUAAAAUAAAAACUCCAAACAUUGGUGGUACAUCAACAACAACACAAUUUGUUGAAUGUGUUUUAAAUGAAAUAGUUAAAAUGACACUAACAAUUGGUUUCAAUUAUGAAAUGCCGAAACCUAAUCUUGGUCUUAGAUAUAAAACUGUUGAUUAA
Messenger RNA from Rotaria sp. Silwood1, 1458 nucleotides. The record is from the annotation of a GenBank genome assembly. Lineage: Eukaryota; Metazoa; Rotifera; Eurotatoria; Philodinida; Philodinidae.